Molecule: messenger RNA, 2781 nt
Organism: Temnothorax curvispinosus
Lineage: Eukaryota; Metazoa; Arthropoda; Insecta; Hymenoptera; Formicidae
Exons: 1
Coding region: 1-2781 (926 amino acids)
Biological process (GO): DNA integration
Molecular function (GO): nucleic acid binding
Source: RefSeq, a predicted model, not a curated record
AUGUAUCGCCAAAUCCUCGUGCACCCUGAAGACCGCGGAUUCCAGCGAAUCUUGUGGAGACGAAAGGUGACCGAGAUACUGCGCGAACUACUCCUGAAUACGGUGACGUACGGCCUCGCGUGUUCACCGUUUCUCGCGAUCCGGUCACUUAUUCAGUUGGCUAACGACGAAAAGGCGCGAUAUCCGCAGGGCGCCGUCGCACUGCUCGAGGACCGUUACGUCGACGACGUCCAGACGGGGACGGACACAAUACCCGGCGCGAUCGCGUUGCAAACGGAACUUCGCGAACUUUGCAUGGCGGGCGGGUUUCCGCUUCGGAAGUGGUCGUCCAAUUGCGAGGAAGCUUUAGAAGGCAUUCCCCGGGAACACCGUCUGUUCCAAGAACCGCACUCUUGGCAGAACGAAAGUCAGACCACGUUAGGCCUCCUUUGGUACCCGAGCGAGGACAGCUUCGCGUUCGCGAUACACCCGCGCACGAUAACUCAGUACACGAAACGACACGUCCUCGCGGAAACCGCACGUCUCUUCGACCCACUGGGAUGGCUCGCUCCGGUCAUAAUCCGCGCCAAGAUAUUAAUUCAGUCUGCAUGGCUGCAGCAGCUGGAUUGGGAUACUCCGCUCCCUUCCGCCGACGCUCACCGCUGGGAGCUCCUCUUCAAGGAACUCCCUUUGCUCGAAGGCCUCCGCGUGAAUCGCUGGCUCGGCACUGGCACCGAGAACCAGCACUUGGAAAUACACGGCUUCGCCGACGCAUCCGAACGAGGAUAUGCCGCAGUCGUGUACCUCCGCGUCUCCUCAGACAACUUCCAGGCUGUACACAUCCUGGCCGCCAAGAGCAAAGUGGCACCGGUGAAGCAAGUGACACUGGCGCGCCUCGAACUGUGUGCCGCCGCGUCACUUUCGAAUCUCGCAAAGCACUAUCGCAACACUUUAAGUCUGUCCACAGCACCUGUCUUCCUCUGGUCAGACUCUAAGACCACACUGCAGUGGAUCCGAGGGCACUCUUCCCGCUGGAAGACCUUCGUCGCAAACCGCGUGGCUCACAUCCAGACGCAGAUUCCCGACGCUCAAUGGCGACACGUCCCAGGGCGGGACAAUCCAGCCGACUGCGCCUCAAGGGGGAUCGCACCAAGUGAGCUACUGCACCAUCCCUUGUGGUGGACGGGUCCAGCCUGGCUCCAGGAGGACCCUUCUCACUGGCCGAACGAGGACUCCGAACUACCCGCAGACCAGAUGCCCGAACAACGAGUCGUGGUGCAAGCCGCCACUGAGAAGGUUGAAGUCGAGCCUGACAUGCUACUCAGGUUCUCAUCCCUGCACCGGCUGCUGAGAGUCACGGCCUGGUGCUCUCGAUGGCGACACUCCGUCGCCCGCACGACGCUCACGCUUCAACCUGACGAGAUAGAUGAGGCACUGUUUCUGUGGCUCCGCGUGGUGCAAGGGUUGCACUACGCCGCCGAAGUCACCGUAGUCGCCUUCAACCGCACUGUACCACUGAGGAGCUCACUGGUGCACUUAAAUCCAUUCCUGGAUGACCACGGCGUGCUACGAGCAGGAGGACGCUUGAAGCACGCUCCGCUACCUCACGAUGAGAAGCACCCAAUGAUCGUCCCACCAUCUUCAUGGCUCACUCGAUUACUGAUCGACUCCUGCCACCGUCGAACGCUGCACGGGGGAGUGCAGCUCACGCUCGGGCUCCUCCGCCUUCGAUUCUGGAUCCCUCGAGGUCGGACCGUGGUCAAACAGAUGCUGCAUCGGUGCGUCACGUGCACGCAAUGGCGAGCGGCCACACCGCAGCCGCCUAUGGGAAAUCUUCCUCGAGGACGAGUCACACCAGCGCGCCCGUUCCUCCGGACCGGCUUGGACUACGCCGGCCCCAUUCUCAUCCGCACGAGCCGGGGACGAGGGCACAAGGCCCACAAGGCCUUCAUCGCCGUGUUCGUCUGCCUCAGCUCCAAGGCCGUGCAUCUCGACGUGGUCUCCGACUAUACGACGGAUGCAUUUCUGGCUGCAUUCCGUCGCUUCACAGCACGUCGAGGCCUCUGCGAGGAGAUUUACUCGGACUGUGGCACCAAUUUCGUCGGCGCUGACCGAGUUCUCCAAGAUAUGUUCCGCGCGUCAUCCGCCGACGGCCGUCACAUCGCCCAUUCUGUCACCUCCGAAGGUGUGAAAUGGCACUUUAAUCCGCCUGCCGCACCACACUUCGGCGGACUUUGGGAGGCAGCGGUGAAAUCCACGAAACAUCACCUGCGACGAGUGAUCGGAGAGAGCACACUCACUUUCGAGGAAAUGUCCACGUUCCUCGCACAAGUCGAAGCCUGCCUGAAUUCACGACCGCUGCAGGCUUUAUCUGACGACCCGGACGAUAUUUCCGCACUCACACCGGGGCAUUUCCUGAUCGGCGCCCCGCUGCUGGCCGUGCCCGAGCCUUCACUCGAGGAGACUGCCGACGACACGCUAUCCCGGUGGCAGCACAUUCAGAAAAUGCGCGAUCACUUCUGGUCUCGAUGGUCACGGGAAUAUAUCCACGGGAUGACAGCCCGGCCGAAGUGGCACAAAACCGAGGACGUCCCGGACGUGGGAGCCUUGUGCCUCGUGCGCUCCGAGAACACUCCGCCGAGUCGAUGGCCUCUCGCCCGGAUCGUGAGACUGCACCCAGGGGACGACGGCGUGGUCCGCGUUGCAAAGAUUCGGACAGCCACCUCAGAGCUCGUGCGCCCGCUGUGCAAGCUCGUGCUACUUCCCUGGAUCAAGGACCAGCCGCCGCCGACGGAUGCGUGA